Messenger RNA from Paraphaeosphaeria sporulosa, 1740 nucleotides. RefSeq lists its product as uncharacterized. The transcript is spliced from 2 exons. The coding region runs from base 1 to 1740 and encodes 579 amino acids. Lineage: Eukaryota; Fungi; Ascomycota; Dothideomycetes; Pleosporales; Didymosphaeriaceae. The record is from RefSeq and is a predicted model, not a curated record.
AUGAACAAAUUGAGAUCCUUCAUUCUCGCCUUCGAUGUAGUCUUCCAUUCGUCAUCUUUAAUGUUCGUUGCACUCGCUCUCAUCGCUGCGCGAAUCGAUGGCAAAGAGGUAUCACAGUACGGACAGCACCUCCAACAAGUGCUUCUUCUGUCGCCGACUAUCUUCCCCGUGAUCUUCGCUGCACUUAUGGGACGGUGUUUCAAGUACCUAGGCUUAAAUUUAGCUGAACGUGGUACGACUCUCGGUCGCCUGGAGCAGCUCAUCGGUUCGACCUCACUUUUCUCUGCGCUCGAGCGUCAGAUAUCCUUGCGCGGAUUCUCAUUGAUCGGGUACAUAUUGAUGAUCUUAUGGCUCCUUUCCCCGCUUGGAGGUCAAUCUGCCCUGCGUUUGAUGGGAGAAGAAACAAACAGCGUCUUCUCGAACGGCACUAUUCAAUAUUUGAACCCUGAUACAGUCGUGGGCACUGCUAUGGGCGCGGCAAGCGAUAUCAACAGUGCAAGAAGUGUAUUCUCGCCGAUCUUUCUCGCUUCGUUGCUUUCUAGCUCGAAGUAUCAAGACACGUCCAUGGACCUUUGGGGCAACGUCAAGAUGCCGCGGUUUGCAUCUGUCGAAAGCAGUACGUCCGACGAGUGGAAGACGAUCAAAAGUGACAAUAACACAAACAUCACGUAUGCUUCGUUGAUUGGCAUUCCCGUGGCUCAGCUUGACAAGAUCGGAGCAAGCAACUUCUCCGUCAAGGCACGGCAGUGGGAUGUAGACUGCGACAAGAAUGAGAUGCAGGGAGGAAAACAAGCAGACUUCGGCAGCAUGGACGUGUCAACCUGGAAGGUCGCUUACACCCCCGUCAACAGCUCUUGCAGCAAAUGGCCAUGCUCCAUCAGCUUCAAGUCCAUGGCCAACAAUGAUGCUGAAAAUAAAGACUACUUUAACUAUACCGUCGCCAGCUGCAAGUUAUCCUACGAUGCGUACGAGACGAGAAUCAGUUGCAAAGGGCGAUCCUGCAUCCCCACUGCGAUAAGGAAAGUUGAUUCGUACAUCGGCGUCAAUUACACCCGAGACACUGACGCCUUCUUCCGGAACACCCCCGCAUUCAACACCAUGAUAACCCUGCCGCGCAUUGACAACCUGGGUGUAGGCUCAGUAGCCUUCCGCGGCAGCACGAACGCAGAGAAAUGGAUGGCCGAUCCCACAAACUUCGUCGGGCUGAAGACUUACGUCCAGCUCUACGAGUUAAGCCCCGAGGUCCUGUCCAACAGACUCACGAUUCUCUGGAACUCCUUCUUCCAGUCCACGUACGCGAUGAACACGCUCGGUGGCAAUCUCGACCAAACCUUCGACAAUACCACUCAGUCGACAGACUCGCAGCUCUUCAACGGGACUGCGUCUACGAUUUCGACGCCCAUGCCGAGCGUUUGGAAACUCAAUUGGAAGUGGUUCACUGCGCUCCUGGUGUCGUCGAUUAUCCUCCAGAUUGCUGCGUAUAUGGGGUUGUUCUUCAAGUACUAUACAUGUGUCCCGGACAUCAUUGGAUAUGCGAGCAGUAUGACGCUAUUGAAUCCUUAUGUGCCUACGCCGACUGGUGGCACGACAUUACAUGGAUUAGAGCGGACCCAUAUGCUGCAGGACAUGAAAGUCAUGAUAGGGGACGUGUGUGCGAAUGAAACUAUCGGUGCGGUAGCAUUUGCAAAAGCGGAUGAGGGGAGAGUCGCACGUUUGACUAGGAGGAGAUUAUACGUAUAG